Teleopsis dalmanni is the source of this 1659-nucleotide messenger RNA. It is a transcript of the gene nmd, whose product is annotated as ATPase family AAA domain-containing protein 1. The coding region runs from base 338 to 1510 and encodes 390 amino acids. Gene Ontology annotation, cellular component: mitochondrial outer membrane. The record is from RefSeq and is a predicted model, not a curated record. NCBI's taxonomy places the organism in Eukaryota, Metazoa, Arthropoda, Insecta, Diptera, Diopsidae. The transcript has 2 exons. Gene Ontology annotation, molecular function: ATP hydrolysis activity; ATP binding.
AACACGGCGAAUGGCUAUAAUCGAUUCACUAUCGACUCAUAGUGUAGUUUACGGAAUUAUAUUGUAUUUAUGUAUAAAACAAUAUAAAAAGGGGAUUUGUCAAAUUGAUUCCGUAACGUAAUUUACUACACACAUUUCAACGUAACCGACAGAACUUUUACGAAAUUCUAAGUGUGAAGGUUCAAAAGUUAUAGUUUCAUUCGAAAGUGAUUAUAUUUUUUAACAAUACUGAAUUGCCACUGUAUUAAAAUUUUUUUUUAAAUUAAAAGCAUAGAACGUAGUAAGCCUAGUUUUUUAAGUAGAAUAAAAGAAUAGAAAUAAUAGAAAAAAACCAACAAUGAAUAAUUUUAAUUUUGGAAAUCAGAUGUCACGUAGUGAGAUUUUUCAGCUGCUUUUACGAGUUUCAAUAGCAUCUGUAAUAACAUUCUAUUCAGUAAAAUGGAUGAUGAACCAAUUAGAUCCCACAAGUAAAAGUAAAAAGAAAGCUAGACAGCGUGCUGAAGACCAGUUAAGGAGGUUGAGCGCUCAGAGUGGCUUUAAAGUGAACGCACAACAGUUUAACGACUAUGAGCUGAUGAUUGCAUCACAUCUUGUAGUGCCUUCCGAUAUACCAGUUAGCUGGAGUGAUAUUGCUGGUUUAGAUAGUGUGAUAAAUGAGUUGCGAGAAACAGUUGUAUUGCCAGUACGCCAUAGGAGUCUCUUGAAUCAGUCCAAACUUUGGCAAGCGCCUAAAGGUGUUUUACUGCACGGACCACCUGGUUGUGGAAAAACUUUAAUUGCUAAAGCUACCGCCAAGGAAGCUGGUAUGCGUUUUAUUAAUCUGGAUGUAGCUAUUUUAACUGAUAAAUGGUAUGGUGAAUCACAAAAGCUUGCAUCAGCUGUAUUUUCGCUGGCAUCAAAAAUUCAGCCAUGCAUUAUUUUUAUAGACGAAAUUGAUUCUUUUUUACGGAGUCGAAAUACCAAUGAUCACGAAGCAACUGCUAUGAUGAAAACACAAUUUAUGAUGCUUUGGGAUGGUUUAAGCACAAAUUCAAAUUCAACCGUAAUCAUAAUGGGCGCAACUAAUAGACCUCAAGAUUUGGAUAAAGCAAUUAUGCGUCGGAUGCCAGCACAAUUUCAUAUCGGCUUACCAAAAGAAGAGCAACGUGUUCAAAUCUUAAAACUAAUACUAGAAUCUGAACAGGUAAAUGCGGAUGUGGAUUAUCAACGUUUAGCUAAAUUGACUGGUGGUUUCUCCGGAUCUGAUUUACGGGAAAUGUGCCGCAAUGCAUCAGUGUAUCGAAUGCGUGAAUAUGUACGUUUUACCGAUGAAGAAUCGCGGGUAACUGACACUGAAGCAGAAGCAGAAGCAGAAACAAGUUCCAGUGGAACGAGAGAGCGAAACGCUUACCAAAUUCAUAAUAUGUUGGUUAUAGACAUGAAUGAUUUAAUGCGCUCACUUGACAAAAUAAAGGAAUCAAAAAUGCAUACUGGUCAUGUAUUUAUGGAAAAUCGAAUAGAAUUGGAUUAACGCUUUUUUUAGCUGAUUAAGGGAAUUAUAUACAAAGAUUUAUUAUGUAUUAAGAAUUUUUAAACAUUAUUGAUAAAUAAUGUAUAUGCGUAUUUCUGAAUAAAGUUCAUAUCCCCUACAUUUUCAAAAUCUUUAAGUUGAAUGUGUAG